This is a messenger RNA of Colletotrichum tamarilloi, 1005 nucleotides long. RefSeq names its product 3-hydroxyacyl-CoA dehydrogenase. NCBI's taxonomy places the organism in Eukaryota, Fungi, Ascomycota, Sordariomycetes, Glomerellales, Glomerellaceae. Gene Ontology annotation, molecular function: L-gulonate 3-dehydrogenase activity; NAD+ binding. The transcript has a single exon. The record is from RefSeq and is a predicted model, not a curated record. Gene Ontology annotation, biological process: fatty acid metabolic process. Bases 1 to 1005 code for a protein of 334 amino acids.
AUGCCAUCUGACGUGAACGAGCGCGUCGCCCUCAUCGGACUAGGGGCCAUCGGCAUCUCCUUCGCGGCCCUUUACCUGAGACAUACAAAGAGCACCGUCAGGGUCUUUGAUACGAGGCCAGACCUCGAACAUCACCUUUCCACAGUCCUGCCGGGUUACAUCGACUCGGAUGAUGCGUCGCUGGGCAUAUCCCGCCUGCGCGAGUCCGGCCGCCUCGUGAUCUGCACCACGCUCGAAGAGGCAUGCGACGGCGCCACCAUCGUCCAGGAGCAAGGUCCGGAGAAUCCAGAUUUCAAACGAUCAGUAUGGCCAAAAAUUGAAAGCUUUGCGCCUGCUGAGGCACACUUCUGGAGCUCGACGUCUGGUAUCGCCGCGUCGGUUCAGAGCCGCGAUAUGGUGGAUACGACUCGUCUUUUGGUGGUUCACCCUUUCAACCCGCCGCACAUCAUGCCUUUGAUCGAAAUUGUCCCGUCACCGACUACAAACCCGGACGAAGUCAGGUUUGCCAAAAAGUUAUUUGCGGAAUUGGGUUCCGGCCACCGACCUGUGGUUAUCAAGAAAGAGGUUCCUGGUUUCGUAGGGAACCGAUUGGCGUUCUCGCUGCUCAGAGAAGCUUGUUCACUGGUUGAUCAGGGCGUCGUCAGCACGGAAGACGUUGACACCAUUAUGGAAGCGAGCCUUGGGCCCAGAUGGGCGGUGCAAGGCAUCUUCAAGUCGUACAAUAUGGGUGGCGGGGUAGCUGGAAUCCAGGCCUUCUUGAAUAACCUUUCUGGGACUGUUCAAGGGGUAUGGGAUAGUUCGGAACCUGUGAAUUUCCAGAAAAAGGCAACGAAUGAGUCAGAGGGCACAGAGAAGAGUGACGGGCCAACGUGGGAUGCGAAAGUUGUGCAGCAGACUGUGGAUGCCUACGGUCUGCCCAAUCCGGAGCAAUUUCAAGAGCGAGAUGCAGCGUUGAGGAAGAUUUUGGAUGUUCAACGACAGCGAGAGACCCAUACUAAGAAGUAG